GUAGUUGAUAGUUUGCAUGGUGAAGAGAUGGCAGACAGUGUCAAAACCUUUCUUCAGGACCUUGCCAAAGGAAUCAAGGACUCCAUCUGGGGUAUCUGUACCAUCUCAAAGCUGGAUGCUCGAAUACAGCAAAAGAGAGAGGAACAGCGUCGAAGAAGGGCAAGUAGUGCCCUGGCUCAUAGGAGAGCCCAGAAUAUAGAGCCAAAAUUAGAGCGUGAUCCAUGUAUUUUUAGUAGAAUUUUCCAGUGCUGUGCUUGGAAUGGAGGAGUAUUCUGGCUUAGUCUCCUCUUGUUUUAUCAAGUGUUUAUUCCUAUACUUCAGUCUAUAACAGCAAAAAUUAUUGGUGAUCCAUCACUACAUGGAGAUGUUUGGUCAUGGCUGGAAUUCGUCCUCACGUCAAUUUUUAGUGUUCUUUGGGUGCUUCCACUGUUUGUGCUUAGCAAAGUUGUCAAUGCCAUUUGGUUCCAAGACAUAGCUGAUCUGGCAUUUGAGGUAUCAGGGAAGAAGCAACCAUUAUCUAGUUUCAGCAAAAUCAUUGCUGAUAUACUUUUCAACCUUUUGCUCAACAGACUUUUCCACAAGACGAUCUACCUGCAGUCUGCUCUGAGUAGCUCAACUUCUUCAGAGAAGUUUCCCUCACCACAUCCAUCUCCUGCUAAACUGAAGGCUGUUGCAGGCCACUGA
Chrysochloris asiatica (Cape golden mole) is the source of this 684-nucleotide messenger RNA. RefSeq names its product etoposide induced 2.4 (gene EI24). The transcript is spliced from 7 exons. Lineage: Eukaryota; Metazoa; Chordata; Mammalia; Afrosoricida; Chrysochloridae. Bases 28 to 684 code for a protein of 218 amino acids. The record is from RefSeq and is a predicted model, not a curated record. Gene Ontology annotation, cellular component: endoplasmic reticulum. Gene Ontology annotation, biological process: macroautophagy.